GUGGACUUCGUGCUUCGUUUUGUCCUGGCCGCCACCCGUCAUCAUCAAGCCAUUAUUCACAGCGAGACAAUCUCGAGUCGCCUCGUAGAUCGCCCUGGGGGACUUGCAAGCCCACGUCUCUUUGAUCAACCCCCAAGCCCUACAACAGCCGGGAGGUGACGUUUGCAGUCUCGGUGUCUCUCACUCACACUACUUCGCCAUUUUGCCUCAACGUCAGACUCGUCACGAGUUGUGCACCACCGGUCGCGACAACAACCGUCGACCAUGAGAGGGGGCUAGUCAACAGCCAGGGACACCGAGAGGAGAAAAAUUCGGUGCCGAUUCGGAUUCGGGACUAUCAUCGCCACGUGGAACGUAUGGAGCCGAUAUCGCCGCACCUCCCACCAGGGGAGCAGAUGCGAGAAGACCAGCAACUGCUGGACCGGCCGCACAUCAAGCCACCGCUGCCACCGGGCCGUCACUUUACGGCGCGGAGCGUCCUCGCAGGCCUCGGUGUUGGCACCGUCAUAUGUGCUGCCAAUGUUUACUUUGGCCUCCAGACCGGAUGGGUGUCUAUCAUGUCCAUGCCCGCCAGCCUCAUGGGAUUCGGCAUUUUCAGGCUCCUGCGCCGCCACCUGCGCUUCCCCUUCACGCCCGUCGAGAAUGUGCUUCUUCAGAGCGUUGCCUGUGGCAUGGCAAUCAUGCCUCUUGGUUGCGGCUUUGUCGGCGUCAUUCCCGCCAUGGACUAUCUCCUGACUCCAGAGGAGCAAGGCCCCUUAUUUCUUAGUGUUGGCCAGCUCAUUAUCUGGUCACUGGGACUCUGCUACUUUGGCGUCGUCUUCGCUGUGCCCCUGCGCCACCAGGUCAUCAUCCGCGAAAGACUCCGGUUUCCCAGCGGGUUCAGCACCGCCGUCUUGAUAUCUGUCCUUCACGGCCAGGGAGCUCGUUCCUCGAGCAAGGAAGACCUAGACGCUGCAGCUCAGGGUGGAUUUGCAAGUCUUGUGCCUCGCCAGGAAACAUCGCCCAGUCAGUCACCCAUUACCAGUGAACCUGCUCCAUUAGACCGCUCGGUAUCUCCAGACGGGGACCCCGAUGUCUCACAGGACUGGGUGUCCAACAUGCGCCUCCUGCUUCUAUGCUUUCUUGUCUCAGGGCUCUUCACGGUCACCACCUACUUUCUCCCCUUCUUGCGCAACAUUCCGAUAUUCGGAACCGUUGCAGCUCAGACAUGGCUCUGGACGCUGAACCCAAGUCUUGCCUACGUUGGCCAAGGCAUCAUAAUGGGAGCGGAGACCACGUUGCACAUGGUUAUCGGGGCCGUUGUCGGCUGGGGCCUGCUCAGUCCUCUCGCAAAAGUCAAAGGCUGGGCGCCGGGUCCCGUCGAUGACUGGGAACAUGGCAGCAAGGGGUGGAUCGUCUGGAUUUCGCUGGCCAUCAUGCUUGUCGAUGCUGUGGUCAGCCUCGGCUAUAUCGCCCUGCAACCUUUACUCGGUCGAAGGCUCCUUGUGCUCAUUGAGCCGCUGCGACUCCGGCUACGCGCUCGAGGAGGUAUCACGUCAUUGUUUGGCCGCUCCUCACACCACUAUGCGCCACUGUCAGACCGGGACGAUGACGGCCGCCAGGCCUCUCGCCCGGCAUCUGCCCGUGACCGGUCGGACUGCGGCAAAAGCAAUAGCGACGACGACGACGCCCCGCCCGAGCAUCGCAUCGGGGGACGUCUCGUAGCUGUCGGGCUUGUUCUUUCCAUUCUUCUAUGCGUUCUGACCAUACAUGUUGUAUUCGGGGAUCUCGUCCCCCUCUAUGCGACCGUUACGGCCGUCCUCAUGGCUCUCGUCCUCAGCAUCAUGGGGGUUCGCGCUCUGGGCGAGACCGACUUGAAUCCUGUUUCUGGCAUCAGCAAGCUGGCUCAGCUCUUCUUCGCCAUCAUUGUGCCCCAGUCCAACAAGAAUAGCGUGCUCAUCAACCUCGUCGCAGGGGCUGUGGUAGGAACACCCUCACUUCCUGCUCUCCUUAAGUGGCAUCGUUUUACCGCGCAACUGAGCUGACAUAACUACAUGUAUAGUCCGAGGCCGUAAGUGGCAUGCCUUUGCCCAGAUUGCGCUCACAUGUUGCCAGUAGCUUACAAACAGGUAUCAUCGUCGACCAGGGCGCCUUGCAAGCCGGAGACCUUAUGCAGGACCUUAAAACCGGUCAUCUCCUCGGAGCCGCUCCGAAAGCCCAGUUUUGGGGACAAGUGAUUGGCGCCACAGUCGGUGCCCUGCUCAGUGCCUUUAUAUAUCGCUUGUAUACUAUGUGAGUACCUCUGCGUGCCUCAGGGGUUUGGUUUGGCCAUAUGUACGGGCUUCUCUUACCAACGGCGCACCACCGUAGGGUUUAUACGAUCCCGGGAGAGUUGUUUCAAGUUCCGACCGCUUACGUUUGGAUAUUCACUGCGAGGCUGGUGACUGGGCAAGGGCUGCCGCCAAAGGUCAAGGAGUGGGCUGUCGGCGCUGGCGUUCUUUUCGCCUGCACGACGAUGACGAGAACCUUGUCAGUAGGCAAGCGAUGGCGAUCAUGGGUUCCAGGUGGCAUAGCCGUGGCUGUCGGUACGUGAGCUUCCCCGUCAAAGUCGCUCUCGGUAAUCGAUGCAAGAAGCUGAAUGUCUAUAGGCAUGUACAAUGUCCCAUCUUUCACGCUUGCCCGCGCCAUCGGAGGAUUAUUUGGCUGGUACUGGGUCCAAAUUUUGCGGCGGUCCAACACACCGCUCAUCAUCAUGGCAUCGGGGUUCAUACUUGGCGAGGGAUUCUUGAGCAUUGUGAACUUGCUUUUGCAAGGCUUCGGAGUCCCCCAUUACUGAGGUAGCCUGUCGGUGUUGGGUCGCCAUCACAACCCAAGGAGAGGUGGAAGCGAAGACGGGUAGCCCAGCGUGCUAUACUUGCUGGCCCUGAACUUAUGCCUAGAUGCCUGACAACAAGGGCCUCUACUUAAGUUUCCAUGACUGGCUUCUCUCUGGCCGGCCUGCAACACCCCAUGCGGCGUCUAUGGUGAGGGCUCGAGCAUUCUCCUCGAGGACCUUGAACGUAAUCUUGCCGGAGACACGUGUUCCCCUAGGACUCGACAUGGGCGAAUCUCGUGGCUCCGCGAGUAGCAGUCCUUGCUUCCAAUGGGUCUCGAAACCGUCUGGUGCCGUGGUAAAGGCGACGUUACCGCUCUUCUUGGCCACCCAAGCAUCCGGCGUGGUUGGAGGAGGCGGUAUCGGUUCGUGACGCGACGUGGCGAAAAAGUUGUCGAACCAAACAAGAAAGCCGUCGAUGUCAUCGACGGGCCUGUUCAAGUCUGAGUGCCAGUCUGCCGUGAAAACCAGCUCUUCAGGUUUCACGCUGCCCAGAUCGAGCGUCUUGAAGGGAAAGGGGGUGCCGCAGACAGAGCUGCCGGGCAUUGUCUCUAUGCGGGCCUCAUCGUAGAUGCCCUCCUGCAUCGCUUUCAUGUCAAAGCCGUAAACGUCCC
Messenger RNA from Purpureocillium takamizusanense, 3465 nucleotides. RefSeq names its product OPT super, variant 2 (gene OPT8). The transcript has 4 exons. The record is from RefSeq and is a predicted model, not a curated record. The coding region runs from base 357 to 2024 and encodes 555 amino acids. Gene Ontology annotation, molecular function: oligopeptide transmembrane transporter activity. Gene Ontology annotation, cellular component: fungal-type vacuole membrane. Lineage: Eukaryota; Fungi; Ascomycota; Sordariomycetes; Hypocreales; Ophiocordycipitaceae.